AUAUAUAGGUCCCGCGUUUCGCUCUUCGGUAUACUAUGUAUGUCAUUAUAAUCGAUAUUCUUGUUUGUAAAUAAAUAAGUCAGUAUAGCUAUUUAUCAAUGUUAAACUUAAAUUAUAAGAAAAUAAUUUUAGCGUAAUGUAGAAUGAAAUUUGAAUUUCGCAUGCGAAACGACUGUUAUAUGCGCGGCGGUUUCGGUCGAUAACACUGGAUCGCGUUGGCCGAUGACUUGCUUCCAUACCAUACCAUAUACACGUAUACUAUAGACCGCUUAGCUGCACCUAUAUCCAGUAUCCGCAGAAGCAAGUGUCAAGCGGUGACUAAACAACUUAGUAAAUUUAAUAAGAACUUUAAUUGUUCAAGCCAAAAUGAGUUUUGGAUUCGCAGUUUUAAAGGCAGGACCUAUGGGUCUCGAUGAAUCCAGUUCCAGCACUGGACAGUAUGGAAUUCAAAGCCCCAUGGUUGCUGGGUUGGGAGCCACUAGGAAACACAUAGGUGUCUCUCAUCCGCUGGAGGCAUCGGAAUUGAAUUACCACAAAAACAAUGAGCGCAUGGAAAUGAUCAUGCUGCGCAACACACAGGGACUGCAUGCCCCUAUGCGUUUAGCGAUGGAAAUCAAGGCAGCUGAGAAGAUUGGCAGGUUACCUUUCUUGCCCUCUUCAAACAUCAUGAGGGAUGUCAUCCUUGGACGUGACGAUGACAUUGGAUUUGAAGAUAUAUUGAACACAGCAGAAUUCAGAGAACAAAUGGGACAACCUCAUGCUGUUGUAGAGAAGAGUUUGGGCAUCCUCUAAGGUUAUUUUUAAAUAAUAAUUCUAAUAAUUAUUUAAAGCAAACAGUUUGUUUUGUACUUAUAAGGUCUUUUAAUAAAUCUCUUGCGUAUAAAAUUUA
This is a messenger RNA of Nasonia vitripennis (jewel wasp), 889 nucleotides long. RefSeq names its product proteasome maturation protein (gene Pomp). The record is from RefSeq and is a predicted model, not a curated record. Gene Ontology annotation, biological process: proteasome assembly. The transcript has 5 exons. Bases 367 to 792 code for a protein of 141 amino acids. Gene Ontology annotation, cellular component: nucleus; cytoplasm. Lineage: Eukaryota; Metazoa; Arthropoda; Insecta; Hymenoptera; Pteromalidae.